Messenger RNA from Nicotiana tabacum (common tobacco), 2360 nucleotides. NCBI's taxonomy places the organism in Eukaryota, Viridiplantae, Streptophyta, Magnoliopsida, Solanales, Solanaceae. The record is from RefSeq and is a predicted model, not a curated record.
CCUAGUGGAGUAUAACAAAAUAGAAAUAAUAAAGAGGAAAUUUGCAAAAUAGCGCCGCCGAAGUUGUAACCACGUCCACUACCCUCUCUGCGGCCGAGCUUUCUCUUCUUUUCUGGAGGCUCCACAAUUAAGCGGGCUUUUGACACCAUUAAAGAGAAUUUCAAGAAAAUACCCACAAAAUAGGAUUGGUUGUUUCAAACAACAGCUGCGAACUUGAAAUACCUGAUUUGAAUUAGGAUUGUGUGAUCCUUUGUAAUAUCUUUUUAGCAGGGGGAGCUAAUUAGCUAAGUUAAUUGGCUCUCUCUGCUUUUUUUGCAAAACCUGAAUCACUUCAUUUGUCGAAAGAACCUUAUUGUCAUCUACAUCCUCAUUUUUUGACGUUCCUUAGCUGAUUUGCUAUGGCAUCCUUGUCACAUUUUUGUGGGGUUAAAACUCCCUGCCCUUCUCUAUUCAAAAGAAGCGUGCACUUCCGGCAGCUUGAUUUUGUGGCUUCUGUCCCUUUUGCUUCUGUACCAAGUAAGUAUGCGAAGGCUUCUUGUUAUGAGAGAGUGCAGAGUGUGAUAUGUAAAGCACAAGCAGCUGAUGUAGUCGAGCUUAAAGAAACCAAGAAUGAAGCUUUUGGUGAAUUUACAUGCGUGAUGAAGUUUGGUGGUUCAUCAGUAGCCUCAGCGGAGAGAAUGAGAGAAGUAGCUGAUCUUAUUCUUAGCUUUCCUGAAGAGAGACCUGUUAUAGUUCUCUCUGCAAUGGGAAAGACAACAAACAACCUUUUGCUGGCUGGGGAAAAGGCUGUCACUUGUGGUGUUUCCAAUGUUUGUGAUCUGCAAGAAUUGGAUUUUAUAAAGGAUCUCCAUUUUAGGACAAUCGACGAACUUGGAGUAGAAAAGUCUACCAUUUCAAAGCAUCUACUUGAAUUGGAACAACUUUUGAACGGAAUUGCUAUGAUGAAGGAGUUGACUCCACGAACAAGGGAUUACUUGGUAUCCUUUGGAGAGUGCAUGUCCACAAGAAUAUUUACAGCCUAUCUGAAUAAACUCGGUGUCAAAGCCCGCCAGUAUGAUGCAUUUGAGAUGGGUAUUAUAACAACUGAUGAAUUUACUAAUGCGGAUAUAUUGGAGGCAACUUAUCCUGCUGUUGCAAAGAGAUUAAGUAGUGAUUGGAUGAAUAAUCCUGCAAUCCCUAUUGUCACUGGGUUUCUGGGAAAGGGUUGGAGGACUUGUGCUGUGACUACACUAGGUAGGGGUGGUAGUGACUUGACUGCUACAACCAUUGGUAAAGCAUUGGGAUUACGAGAAAUUCAGGUUUGGAAGGAUGUUGAUGGUGUUUUGACGUGUGAUCCCAACAUAUAUCCACGUGCACAGCCUGUGCCUUAUCUAACUUUUGACGAGGCAGCUGAACUUGCAUACUUUGGCGCACAGGUCCUUCAUCCACAGUCCAUGAGGCCGGCAAGAGAGGGUGAUAUUCCUGUUAGGGUUAAAAAUUCAUAUAAUCCUAAAGCUCCUGGUACCCUUAUCUGUAGAGCAAGAGAUAUGAGUAAGGCAGUACUUACAAGUAUUGUUCUGAAACGAAAUGUAACCAUGUUGGAUAUUGUGAGUACCCGCAUGCUCGGUCAAUUUGGUUUCCUUGCAAAGCUUCUUCAGGUUUUCUCCAUCUUUGAAGAUUUAGGUAUAUCGGUUGACGUUGUUGCGACAAGUGAAGUUAGUAUUUCCUUGACAUUGGACCCAUCAAAACUUUGGAGCAGAGAACUGAUUCAGCAGGCAAGCGAGCUUGAUCAUGUCGUGGAAGAACUUGAGAAAAUUGCGGUUGUGAAUCUACUUCAACACAGAUCAAUCAUCUCUCUGAUUGGGAACGUCCAGAGGUCCUCGCUGAUUCUCGAAAAGGCUUUCCAUGUUCUGCGUACCAAUGGGAUCAAUGUUCAAAUGAUCUCUCAAGGUGCAUCGAAGGUCAAUAUCUCAUUGAUAGUAAAUGAUAGUGAAGCAGAGCAAUGUGUAAGGGCUCUCCACAAAACAUUCUUUGAGAGUGAUCUUUCUGAACUAGUCUGGGAAAAUGGAUCAGGAAAUGGACAUGUUACUCCCUUAUCCACCUUGUCCACUUGAGUUUCGCCUUAAUAUGUUUCUUCUUCCAAAUAAUUGUCUGAGGAAAUUAACGAUUAUAGUAGUGUUGUUUUUGGGUGGGUGGAGUUUUGUCCUAGUAAUUUUUAUCUUUUGUAGCAACUAGUCGCAUUCUACUUAAGUUAUCUUUAUUGGAGAAAAUUCGAUUACCAUGCCCAAGAAGAUUGUGGACAAGUUCUACAAAAUGUGCAACUCAUCUUGUUAAGCCUACUCAGAUGUUCUAUAUAAGUGUCGAAUUAUGUUAUUCACUAA